Molecule: messenger RNA, 3145 nt
Organism: Cornus florida
Lineage: Eukaryota; Viridiplantae; Streptophyta; Magnoliopsida; Cornales; Cornaceae
Exons: 13
Coding region: 342-2639 (765 amino acids)
Biological process (GO): protein phosphorylation; regulation of DNA-templated transcription
Molecular function (GO): ATP binding; protein kinase activity
Source: RefSeq, a predicted model, not a curated record
GCCUGGAGUAGAGAGAGAAAGUGAGAAUGAUAGACUUUUUAGAGAGAAAAGGCGAACCAUACAAAUGAAAUUGAACCAGUGAAAGGGAAAAAAACAGAUAAAAAGGCUGUGAGAGCCAAAAGGAGUGCCUCUUGACCUAUCAAGCUUCGUCUUCAAUCUCAGAAAUACAUAUAUGUAUAGAGAGAGAAAAGAGUUUGAGAGAGAGAGUGAGAGUGAAUCAGUUGACAGAUCCACGUCACCAUCAUCUUCUUCCUCUUCAAUUGAUACUUGUUGAUUAAGUAAUCUGCUUGUUGAUUAGGUAAUCAAAAAUUUUGUGUUGUUUAGCUUCAAUUUGCUCAUCAAUGGACACACCAUCACCAGCUGAAGGGCUUCUGAAGAAGAUCCAAGACCUCGAAGCAGGGCACGCUCACCUCCAACAAGAGAUGUCGAAGCUCAUGGUUUCAGGGGAUCGCAAAUCGGACCAGCAACACGGUGGUGGGGACCACCAGAGGUCUCAUUCUGUGUCGCCACAGCGGGUGGGUAGGCGGAGAGGAGGCUGUGGUGGAGGGUUCGACCGCGCUGCCAAGGCGUCGUGUAGACAUGCAUCGCCGUUGCAGAGGGAAAGUCGGACACCUGACUCUUUCGAGAACACCACCAUUGGCGGUGGCAGUGGUGGUCCGGCUGGUGCUCAGUUUAAUGAUAAGCAGUACUUGAAUAUAUUGCAAUCUAUGGGUCAGUCGGUUCAUAUAUUUGAUCUCAACGGUCGUAUAAUUUACUGGAAUCGAGCCGCCGAACACCUUUAUGGUUAUUCUGUGGUGGAAGCUCUUGGUCAGAAUUCCAUUGAGCUCCUAACAGAUGCCCGAGACCUUGCUGUGGCUAAUAAUAUAGUACAUCGUGUGACAAUGGGGGAGCACUGGACUGGGCAAUUCCCGGUAAAGAACAAGAGCGGAGAUAGGUUUCCAGCUAUGAUAACCAACACUCCGUUCUACGAUGAUGUUGGUACUUUGCUAGGGAUUAUAUGUGUAUCUCGUGAUUCAAAUCCCUUCGAAGAAAUGAAGGCUACAUUGUCAGGUACAAAGCACUCGGAGGCAGAUUCGACCUUUACCCGAACCAAAAACAUUGCUUCAGCUAAACUUGGUCUUGAUCCUCGACAACCUCUCCAAGUUGCAAUUGCCUCAAAAAUAUCAAACUUGGCUUCCAAGGUUAGCAACAAAGUUAAGUCAAAGAUGAGGACUCGAGAGAACAACAUGGAUCGUGAAGGUGGAAGUGACGAUAGUCAUCAUUAUGAUCAUGGUUUCUCGGAUAAGGAGGAUCCAAUUUCAAGUGGAGCUAGUACUCCCAGAGGAGAAUUUCAUCCAUCUCCUUUUGGAGCGUUUCCUCAAGUUGUGCAUGAGGAGCGGUCCCAGGGAAAGCCUUCAAUGGAUUCUGGUGAUGAGAGUGAAGAGAAACCUGGGAUCCACAAGAUUAUUACUUCAAAGGCAGAGGCUUGGAUGGGUAAGAAAGGGAUAUCUUGGCCAUGGAAGGGAAAUGAACAGGAAGGGUCAGAGGUGAAGGCCACCCAUUUUGUCUGGCCGUGGUUGCACAAUGAUCAAGAGAAUGACACCGAUCAUCAGAAAAGUUCCAAUUCUGGUGCAAAACCAGAGAGUCAGGUGGGUGUGAGUAAUUGGCCUGCAAAUAAUGAGGCUUCAGGGUCCUGGUCUUCUUCGUGUAAUAUUAACAGCACAAGCAGUGGUAGUAGCUGUGGCAGUACAAGCAGUAGUGCUAUCAAUAAAGUGGACAUAGACACCGACUGCUUGGACUAUGAAAUCUUGUGGGAGGACUUAACCAUUGGAGAACAGAUUGGGCAAGGUUCUUGUGGAACUGUGUAUCAUGCUCUGUGGUAUGGAUCAGAUGUUGCUGUCAAAGUAUUCUCCAAGCAGGAAUAUUCAGAUGAUUUGAUAUUUUCCUUCAGAAAAGAGGUAUCUCUCAUGAAACGACUUCGACAUCCAAAUGUUCUGCUCUUUAUGGGUGCAGUAACUUCACCUCAGCAUCUCUGCAUUGUUACCGAAUUCCUUCCACGUGGAAGCUUGUUUCGCUUACUGCAGAGGAAUACAACCAAAUUUGAUUGGAGACGGCGUGUUCACAUGGCUUUGGAUAUAGCACGGGGCAUGAAUUAUCUUCAUCAUUUCAACCCACCUAUCGUUCAUCGUGAUUUGAAAUCUUCGAAUCUUCUAGUUGAUAAGAACUGGACAGUGAAGGUUGGUGAUUUUGGUCUGUCACGUCUCAAACAUCAGACAUAUCUCACAACAAAGACUGGGAAAGGAACGCCGCAAUGGAUGGCACCAGAGGUUCUUCGUAAUGAAUCCGCUGAUGAGAAGUCUGACGUGUAUAGCUUUGGAGUGAUUUUGUGGGAGCUUGCCACUGAGAAGAUCCCUUGGGAAAAUCUCAACUCAAUGCAGGUCAUUGGAGCUGUGGGGUUCAUGAACCAACGGCUAGAUAUCCCAAAAGACGUGGAUCCACAGUGGGCUUCCAUAAUUGAUAGCUGCUGGCAGAGUGAACCACGAUGCCGCCCAACAUUCCAAGAGCUGCUAGAAAAGUUCAAGGAUCUGCAGAGGCAGUGUAGCUUUCAAUAUCAGGCUUCCCGUACUGCCCCAGGAGAUAGCAGCCAGAAAGAACUGUAGGCCAAAUUGUGGCUGCUUAUCUAUAGUUUUCGUAUUGACAGUCAAAUGAUUGCACCUGUGCUGAUGAGUCGAUUAAUAGACACAAAUGGCUUGUGGUAUGGGAACCAUCAGAGGCAGAUCCAUCUGAGGCGGAUCCAACCCAUCUUAGCCAGAUCAAGAAUUGAAAGGAGAACAUAAUGGUUACCAGUGAGAGAUUUUGGUUGGUCGGGUUGGUAUCCGGUGAUGUUUAUUACUUAUCGACUUCAUUGGAUCCUGUCAGUCCUGCUCUGUUGUUGAAUUUAUGUAAUCAGGAUCAUUUGUCACUCUCCUACCAGUGAUAUGUGUCUGAUUUUUGUCACUGAGGUAUGUAUUUCAUUUAUAGUCUUUGUGAGAGAAUAUUAGGAUCGCUCUAAAAUCAUUUGUACAUAAAACACCUCAAAGUUUCCACUUUAGAAGUGAAACAUCCACCUAUUGUUGUAUUUUUUGCAAUUAUGCAUGCAGCAUUUCUGCAGCGCCAUCCUGGAUAA